GAAUGAUGUAUAUAUCGGUGGACAGAACAUUGAUUGUUGUGUGAGUCGGUUAAUCGAAGAAAAAGUUGAUGGCGGAAGGGGAGAUAGGUCAGGAGCAGCAGAAGAACAAAGUGAUGGUUGCUAUAGACGACAGCGAAAACAGCCUCCACGCUCUUCGCUGGACUCUCCACAAUUUUAUCCAGCGCAACCGUAACAAUCCGUCGCCGUCCGCCAUUGAUUCCGACGUCUUCAUCUUCACUGUACAGCCGCUUCUUCAUUAUAGCUUUGUCCAUGCCGCUUCCUUCGGCUCUACGCCAGCGGAAUUAAUGAAUUCCCUUGGGGAAAAUCAGAAAAAGAUGGCUGAUGCUCUGCUGGAAAAGGCCACCAAGCUCUGCACUCAAUAUGGGAUUACUCCAGAAACCGGCACAGAAGUAGGUGAUCCCAAAGAGGCAAUAUGUGAAGCAGUGGAGAGGCUUAAUGUCCAUUUGCUUGUCUUGGGAACUCAUACUCGUGGACCUCUCCAAAGGGCUUUUCUUGGAAGUGUCAGCAACUACUGUGUUCACCAUGCCAAGUGUCCUGUUCUUGUUGUGAGGAAAACAGCACAGGAAUCAACCUAGCUAGGUUAUGCUCCCACGUACGAAACAUGAAUACAAACAAUGAAGAGCUUUCUUGUGGUGGUUAAACUUUGAAUGUUGGUAUAUGGUGAUUUAUCAUCCUUAGCUUGAUAUAUAUGUUAUCUGGUGUGCAUAUAAUACUUAAUUACCUUCCAUGUAUAUAUGUGUAAAAUGAUUCUGUAAUAUGGAUAAAAAUUGUGCUUCUACUUUUGCUU
This is a messenger RNA of Ipomoea nil (Japanese morning glory), 808 nucleotides long. RefSeq names its product universal stress protein A-like protein. Bases 69 to 596 code for a protein of 175 amino acids. The transcript has 4 exons. Lineage: Eukaryota; Viridiplantae; Streptophyta; Magnoliopsida; Solanales; Convolvulaceae. The record is from RefSeq and is a predicted model, not a curated record.